AUGGCGUGGCCAACACGCAACAACAUCCCAAGUAUCUCGGAGUCCGCAUUUCCGUGGUCUGGCAUUGCGUUAAGGGAUUGGACAGACGAGUAUCUUCUCACCUCUCCAUCCACUGAUCCAUCGCUCACCACGAGAGCGAUCACCCCUCAACCUCUUUCAUACAACUAUCAGCUGCAACCUCCCUCGACACAGCCCCCCUUCGCCUCCUCGUAUUUCCCCUCUACACCGGUUAUCCCCAGCAGAAUACUCUCUCUCACUCCCUCCCCAUCAUAUCUAGACCCAGGCACCAUCAGCCGGUCUACCAAUCACAGCCCGACAUCCGUUUCAUCCCAAGCAACCACCGCCGUACACUCCCCAGCAAGCCUGUACGACACCAGAUGGGAUGAUCUCCCCGUUUCGGCACCUAUAAUAAAAGAGCCGCUUCGGCAGGAUGAUGCCGGCAUAGAGCCUAGCCGGACGAAAAUGCCGUGUCGAUCCCGUGGCCCUGCAGCCAAGAAGGGUGACGAUGACUACGGGACUUUCGAAUGCAAAUGGGAGGGCUGUCGAUAUGACCGUCUGUUCUCGCGCAAGGGAGUGCUCAUGCGACACAUCGAGACUCAGCAUGUCACUCCGCGCGCUUUUGAGUGUCCGUCGUGUGACCAUGCUUCGAGUCGACGGGAGAAUUUGAAGGCGCAUAGGCAGGCGGUUCAUAGGGAGAGUUUGUAA
Penicillium psychrosexuale is the source of this 705-nucleotide messenger RNA. Its product is annotated as transcriptional regulator family: C2H2 zinc finger. Gene Ontology annotation, cellular component: nucleus. Lineage: Eukaryota; Fungi; Ascomycota; Eurotiomycetes; Eurotiales; Aspergillaceae. The record is from RefSeq and is a predicted model, not a curated record. Gene Ontology annotation, biological process: regulation of transcription by RNA polymerase II. The coding region runs from base 1 to 705 and encodes 234 amino acids. The transcript has 2 exons. Gene Ontology annotation, molecular function: DNA-binding transcription factor activity, RNA polymerase II-specific; RNA polymerase II cis-regulatory region sequence-specific DNA binding.